Molecule: messenger RNA, 1984 nt
Organism: Lasiosphaeria miniovina
Lineage: Eukaryota; Fungi; Ascomycota; Sordariomycetes; Sordariales; Lasiosphaeriaceae
Exons: 2
Coding region: 384-1808 (474 amino acids)
Source: RefSeq, a predicted model, not a curated record
AACAGAGGUUCAUCUACAGAUAUAUGUCUAACAAGCUCAUGAACGAUGUGCACCGUUCUUCAAAUAUUACUAAUUUGGCUUUCAGAGGCCCGAACGGUGACUUCUAAUGUCAUUCUAUGAUCGCCUAUAGAGCUCCAAUUCCAGAGACAUUGUGAGACGCUCACAUAUACCUCGUAGAGGCCAUCUCAGGGUCCAGAAGCUGAUCGUGAGGCGAGUCACGAAUCACCUACCAAGUAUGCACACAAGACGCCCGCAUGCACUCUACGGCUUUGUGACUGCCACCCCUGUCCGCUCCAGAUGUUUGUUUACCUCUUCACCCCAUUCACUCUUCCCGACCCUCCCUCGUCUCCCAGCCUCUAUACGCCGUUUCGGACAUAAACAAGAUGCUUCGACGAUGUGAUGUUGAAGGCUGCAGAAGUCUUGCCGAACAGAGCAAUGGAAGUUGUAUGAUAUGCGCGGCUCACUUGUGCGCUGACCAUGUCCGCUCGGAACUGCACACCUGUCCAACCUACCAAGACGAUGAUCCAACCGCAUACUAUGCCGCGUAUGGCGCAGCUAAGAAGCGGCACCUUGAAGUCUUAUUGGCCAAGGUCAACGUUGAGGCUCUCGAGUCUGCAGCCAGCAAAGCUCGACAGGGACUUUCUUGCCAGACUACAGCUCUUUCCAGCCCAUCCACCCGAGUCUAUUUGACUUCUUCCCCAAUGCGGCGGCCAAAACUGCCAUGUAGACGUCGAGCUCGUCGAUGGCGUGACAUGGCUCGCGCGCAUCCGCCUCGACGACCUCCUCCUCCCACCAGCCGGCUUCCAGGCGAGCGUGUUCUUGAGCGAGGUAGCAACACUGGAGUUCUUGGCCAACACGCAAGUGCCGGCACCGCACGUGUCUGCCUACGAGCCGGCGUCCCUGGCGAAUGCCGUGGGUACGUCGUAUGUCCUGAUGGAGAAGCUUGCGGGCAAGCCGCCGGACUGGAACCGGGCCACGGCGGAGCAGCGGGCCCGCGUCAUGGAGGGGCUGGCCAACGUGUACCUGGAGCUCGAGAAGCACCCCAUCCCGCUGUCUGGGUCUCUCGUCCCGGGAAUCGAUGGCCAGGUCACAGUCGGUGCCUUUGCCCAGGUGCCCUGGUUCGAAACCCCGGAGCAGGCGUUAGCCCCUUCGGCACACUCGAGGCAUCGUACAUAGCUAUAGUCCGCCACCACCUGCGGAUGCUGGCCAGCCUUGAGUUGGGCAACAACUUGCUGGUGGACAACUAUCUCACCUUUCUCUGGCGUUUGAGCGCUCUGCCGCAGCUAGUCGCCGACUCGACUUCACGGGCGGGGCCCUUCUACCUCAAGCACUGCGACGACAAAGGCGACCAUAUCCUCGUGCAUGAUGAGCACAAUAUCACGGGCAUCAUUGACUGGGAGUUUUCUUCUGCUGAGGCGAAGGAGCUCGCGUUCAGCUCGCCCCCCAUGGUGUGGCCGGUGCGCGAUUUCUACGACGGAAGCAACGCCCUGGCCGAGGACGAGGUGCGCUUCACGGACAUCUUCGAGCAACGUGGGCGUGGAUAUCUCGGCAAGAUGGUUCGGGGAGGACGUCCGUGGCAGCGAUAUCUCUUCUUCUUGGGCGGUGGGAACUCCCGGGAAAUGAUCGACCUGGAACAGCUUUUCCAAGGCUUGCGGAAGAGUAUGCCAGCUAGAGAGAAUAAUGCGGCCGCCAUCUCUUCGUAUCCAGAUUGGAAACAGGUCCCACUGGCCGGAUUUGCCAAGCAGGAUGCCCAGCUUCUGGCUUUGUUACGGGAUGAGCGGGCAAAGGGCGAAGGAUCAAGCAAGUGACGGGUUUGGGCGGUUGCACUGUACGGACUUUCAUUCAAGCCUUACUUACACACCGUCAUUGAGUGUAAUUAUUCAUUACAUGCACAUUUCGUCAAGGCUGUCAAGAGUCAGUAUUACACAUAGAACACAUACACAUGGGUGAGAACCUAACUUAGUUCAGCACACACAUAUUAGAG